AGCAUAACUUAAACCCACAAAUUAAGCUUGAAAAACAGCAAGAGAAAAAAAAACCUUUGAACAAGCAAUGGCUUCUUCUUCUGCUAAUAAGUGUCGUCCCUUGGCUAAUUUUCACCCAACUGUUUGGGGAUAUCAUUUCCUUUCUUAUACUCAUGAAAUUACUAACCAAGAAAAAGUUGAAGUUGAUGAGUACAAAGAAACAAUUAGAAAAAUGCUGGUGGAAGCUCCUGAAGGUAGUGAACAAAAACUUGUGUUGAUAGACGCGAUGCAAGUCUCCAACUUGAGCAAUAAUAACUCUCUUAAGGCUGAAGUAACUGAAGCCUUUAGUCAGCCUAUUCGCAUGACUUUACCAAGGGUGGGAGCAAGGAAAUACAUAUCCAUUUACGAAAACAAUGAUGCACACAACCAUUUGCUUUUGAAAUUUGCUAAAUUGGAUUUCAACAUGCUGCAAAAGUUGCACCAAAGAGAGCUUAGUGACCUUACAAGGUGGUGGAAAGAUUUGGAUUUUGCAAAUAAAUAUCCAUAUGCAAGAGACAGGUUGGUUGAGUGUUACUUCUGGAUAUUAGGAGUGUAUUUUGAGCCAAAGUAUAGUCGUGCGAGAAAAAUGAUGACAAAAGUAAUCCAAAUGGCCUCCUUCUUUGAUGACACUUUUGAUGCUUAUGCAACCUUUGACGAACUAGAACCUUUCAACAAUGCAAUCCAGAGAUGGGAUAUUAAUGCAAUCGAUUCAGUACCGCCAUAUCUGAGACAUGCUUAUCAAGCUCUUCUAGACAUAUACAGUGAAAUGGAACAAGCGUUGGCCAAAGAAUUUAAAUCAGAUCGUGUAUACUAUGCAAAAUAUGAGAUGAAAAAGUUGGUGAGAGCCUAUUUUAAGGAAGCCCAAUGGUUAAACAAUGAUAAUCAUAUUCCAAAAUAUGAGGAACACAUGGAGAAUGCGAUGGUAAGUGCUGGCUAUAUGAUGGGAGCAACAACUUGCUUGGUUGGUGUGGAGGAAUUUAUAUCCAAAGAGACUUUUGAAUGGAUGAUAAAUGAACCUUUGAUAGUUCGAGCUUCCUCAUUGAUUGCCAGAGCAAUGGACGAUAUUGUUGGACAUGAAGUUGAACAACAAAGAGAACAUGGAGCUUCACUUAUUGAAUGCUACAUGAAAGAUUAUGGAGUUUCAAAGCAAGAGGCUUACGUUAAAUUCCAGAAAGAAGUCACCAAUGGAUGGAUGGACAUAAACAGAGAAUUCUUCUGUCCAGACGUAGAAGUACCAAAGUUUGUCCUUGAACGAGUGCUAAAUUUCACACGCGUGAUAAACACGUUAUAUAAAGAGAAGGAUGAGUACACAAACUCCAAAGGAAAAUUUAAAAAUAUGAUAAUUUCGUUACUGGUUGAGUCUGUCGAAAUAUGAAGAUGAUAAGGAAAUUGCACCGUCAACAAUUUCAAAUGUGAUUCAUAAUAUAUGAACCGUUAAUUCCUCCGGAAUAUUUCAAAUAAUCAAGUUGUUUUUUAGGAGUAAUUUAUUAAGGAAAGAUCUUCAUUCAUUCAUUCAAUAAAUAUACAACACUAGAGUUGUAUUAAAUCCUCUUUUAUUUCAUGUCCAGCUUGUUUGGAUGUAUCGUAAUUGUAAUUGUAUUGUAUUAAUGUGAUUAUGGAGUUUGAUAAACUGUCUUUGAUGCAGUUCAAUAUCAUUUUAUUGC
Molecule: messenger RNA, 1682 nt
Organism: Solanum lycopersicum (tomato)
Lineage: Eukaryota; Viridiplantae; Streptophyta; Magnoliopsida; Solanales; Solanaceae
Source: RefSeq, a predicted model, not a curated record